AUGACGCAAGAAAAUGGAAGCAGUAAUGGAGUGGCGCAGUCAAACGGGAAAAGAAGGAAACUACAUGGGCGCGCAUUCUAUGAGAGUAUCGGCAGUCCGAAGUUGGUGCUUGCGCCCAUGGUCGAACAGUCUGAGUUCGCAUGGCGACUACUCUCGCGCUCGUUCCUUCCCGAAUCCCAACAGAAAGACCUCCUAGCAUAUACUCCAAUGUUCCACUCGAAGAUGUUCGGCGAGAAGAGCAACUACCGUGAUGCGCACUUCCAACCCCUCAAGUCGACCAUCCCUUCACCCAGCGACGACUACCACCUCUCACAACUACCUGAGUCGGACAGACAUCUCGACGGCAAUCCUGCGUUCGACAGACCCCUUACCGUACAAUUCUGCUCAAACGAUCCCGAAGACUUUUUGCGCGCGGCAAAACACGUCGCACCUUUCUGCGAUGCGGUAGACCUGAAUUUGGGAUGUCCACAAGGAAUCGCGAAGAGGGGGAAAUACGGUGCAUUCUUGCAGGAAGACUGGGAUCUGAUAUCCAGGAUGAUCCGCAAACUACACGAGGAGUUGGACGUUCCUGUCACAGCGAAGAUGAGGGUGCUGGAGACACCAGAGAAGACACUCGCAUACGCAAAGACAUUGCUAGAUGCAGGCGCAAGCAUCAUUACAGUGCACGGCCGACGCCGAGAACAGAAAGGUCAUAACACAGGACUAGCAGACUGGAAGAUGAUCCGCCAUCUGCGCGAGAACCUCCCUAAGGAAACUGUCAUCUUCGCCAACGGCAACAUCCUCCAACAUGAAGACAUCGCAGCGUGUCUAGAAGCCACAGGCGCAGACGGCGUUAUGAGCGCAGAAGGAAACCUCUACGAUCCCACCAUCUUCGCUGCACCACCGCCACCCGGUCAGGAAGGACGAGAAUACUGGCGUGGACGCGAUGGAAAAGGUGGGUAUAGGAUGGACGCUGUGAUGAGACGGUAUAUGGACAUCAUCCAUAAAUAUGCGCUCGGUCAGGAACCGCCACAACGGGAACCCCUUUGGAUGCCUGGCGACCCCGAAAUUGAAGAGCCAUCGAAGCAAUCGGAAGAAACAGCAAAGCCUAGCUCGAACACGGAUGCAGCAGAAAACGGCAAAAGACCAGUCGAACAGGGGGAAAGUCCACCAAAGAAGAAACAGAAACCGUUGUCUAAAGCUGCGAAGAAGAAGGAAGCCAGCAACCCUAAUCUCACGGCUAUGCAAGCUCAUCUGUUUCAUCUACUGCGUCCACUCGUUUCUCAACAUCACAAUGUACGAGAUGCACUGGCACGAUCGAGGACUGGCGAUAUCGAUGCGUUUGAGAAUGUACUGAGUUUGGUUGAGAAGGCUGUUAAAGAGGGGAUUCAGAAGUAUGAGGAGGAGCACGCUAAUGACGCUGCUACGGAACCCCAGCUCGCUGCACCUUUCAAGGUACAAGAGGCUGGGAAUGGAGAGCAGGAGUUGGAUCCAUAUGAGAGUUCUCUCGCGACUGUUGCGCGUGUCAAGAGGCCGUAUUGGGUGUGUCAGCCGUAUGUUAGACCGCUGCCUAAAGAGGCGUUGGAGAAGGGGAGUAUGACUAUUAGUAAGAAGGAGAGGAAGAGGUUGGAGGAAGAGGCUGAGAGGAAAGCAAAGGAGGAAGCUGAGAAGGGGGAGAAUGAGGAGGAAUUGGCUAAAAGUGUGGGACUACAGCCCGGGGGAAGGGUUGAGGAGAGGGUUGUGGGCGAGGAGGGUGAUAAGAAGGAGGUUGUUGAGGAACCUAGGGAUGGUAUGGUUUGUGGCUGA
This is a messenger RNA of Alternaria rosae, 1785 nucleotides long. RefSeq lists its product as uncharacterized. NCBI's taxonomy places the organism in Eukaryota, Fungi, Ascomycota, Dothideomycetes, Pleosporales, Pleosporaceae. Gene Ontology annotation, molecular function: tRNA dihydrouridine synthase activity; flavin adenine dinucleotide binding. Gene Ontology annotation, biological process: tRNA processing. The transcript has 2 exons. The coding region runs from base 1 to 1785 and encodes 594 amino acids. The record is from RefSeq and is a predicted model, not a curated record.